GCUGUUUACGUUUGCUAGAGCCGGUGGUUUGGGGAACCAGAGAAAUGUACUGACGGCUCCGGUAGUACCUGAGCGCGAGCGUUGCGCCUUUUGUCGGUUCAGUAGGGAAUAAAGAAACACUACACGGUGGGACAUGGGGAGAAACGGCGCAAACCACAGCAUACAGACGGUGAGCGAGUAUGAGCCCAUCGGAGAAGAUGAAGAGAGAACACCGCUGUUACCGCAGGGUGUUCAGACUAGAGGUUCAUCCUUCAUGUCUUCUGCCUUUAAUCUGAUGAAUGCCAUCAUGGGCAGUGGCAUCCUGGGUCUCUCGUAUGCCAUGGCCAAUACGGGCACCGUCGGGUUCAGUAUUCUCCUGCUGAUGGUUGCCAGUUUGGCUGCUUACUCUAUCCAUCUCCUGCUGCUCCUCUGUGACAAGACAGGGAUCAACUCCUAUGAAGCUCUUGGUGAAAAAGCCUUCAACAGACCUGGCAAGAUUCUGGUGGCGUGUACUAUUCUUAUUCAGAACAUAGGCGCCAUGUCCAGCUACUUGUUCAUCUUGAAGACUGAAUUGCCUGCUGCCAUCAUUGGCUUCAUGAGCACUGACUCUGAGACUUCUGGAAAAUGGUUUGAGAAUGGCGUUACACUAUUGAUUUUAGUUACUGCAAUUAUAGUACUACCAUUGGCUCUACUUCCAAAGAUUGGUUUCUUGGGCUACACCAGCAGUAUCGCAUUCCUCUUCAUGCUGUUCUUCACUGUAGUGGUGGUGGUGAAAAAAUGGUCCAUUCCUUGCCCGCUGCCAAUUAACUCAACUUUGAGCCUGAGCUUAAAUACCUCUGAGUGCACCGCACAACUGUUUGUGAUCUCUAGUAAGAGCGCGUAUGCCGUCCCAACAAUGGCUUUCUCCUUCCUGUGCCAUACAGCAGUUUUACCCAUUUACUGUGAGUUACACAGACCCACCAAGAGGAGAAUGCAGAGAGUGACGAAUGUCAGCAUCUUUCUUAGUUUUGUGGUAUAUCUGAUCUCAGCCCUAUUUGGAUACCUCACCUUUUAUUCACAUGUUGGCUCAGAGCUGUUGUUAGCAUACAACACCUAUCUUCCUCUGGAUAUUUUGGUGAUGUCAGUUCGCCUCGCAAUUUUAUUGGCUGUCCUGCUUACUGUGCCGCUCAUUCACUUCCCAGCACGUAAAGCAGUGUUGAUGUUGUGCAGAGGAGAGCGGGAGUUCUCUUGGCUCUCUCAUACCCUUUCCUGUUUUUUCAUCCUCACUCUUGUGCUGCUGCUUGCUAUUUUUGUUCCUGACAUUAAGAAUGUGUUUGGUGUGGUGGGUUCUACGACCUCCACAUGUUUGCUGUUUGUGUAUCCAGGAAUGUUUUUCUUGAGAAUCAGUUCUGAGCCAAUCAGAUCGUUCAAUUCAGUCGGGGCGGUCUUUCUGUUGGUGAUUGGUCUGGUUGUGGGUGUGCUGAGUCUGAGUGUCAUCAUUGUCUCCUGGGUUCAAGGUCCUUGACCUUUGACAUCAUCAUUUUGGGAAACACUGCAUGAGUUGUAAGCUUGACUCAUCCUGCCUUGAAGAGAAGCCUUAUUUUACAGGUGAUGCACCAGCCAGACAGUUUACUGGACCAAAUGCUGCUUCAAGAAGAGAAUGUGAAUUAGACAAGGCCGCUGUGCCCUUAUGACACUCCUUGUGUUCUUAUAAUGCUGUUAUGACACUUGAACACCGAAUUGAAACACAAUCAACUUCACAAUAUCAAGCACUAAAAUACAGAAGAAUCUUACUGAACGUCUGAGUGUGACAAUAUUUGACUCAGGCAGUUACUGUGAUCAAUAAAUUAGGAAACUGCAUGGGCAGUUUUUCAGUUACUGAUUGUAAGAUUUUAGAUUUGCACAAACCAUUAAUGAAUUUGAACAUCUUGUCUCAUUUGGGAAAAAAAAAACUUUCAUUAUAUUUUCAGUAUAUUUCUUCUGGAACACAGCAAAACCAAAGAUUAAAACCCAAGUAUUUCCUUCAGUUUUCUAUUUUAAAUGAAGAAAGAAUAAAUGAUAGCAGUUAUUUU
This is a messenger RNA of Danio rerio (zebrafish), 2030 nucleotides long. RefSeq names its product solute carrier family 38 member 6 (gene slc38a6). Gene Ontology annotation, cellular component: plasma membrane. NCBI's taxonomy places the organism in Eukaryota, Metazoa, Chordata, Actinopteri, Cypriniformes, Danionidae. The record is from RefSeq and is marked provisional.